Eimeria mitis is the source of this 834-nucleotide messenger RNA. RefSeq lists its product as uncharacterized. The record is from RefSeq and is a predicted model, not a curated record. Lineage: Eukaryota; Apicomplexa; Conoidasida; Eucoccidiorida; Eimeriidae. The transcript has 3 exons. Bases 1 to 834 code for a protein of 277 amino acids.
AUGCAAUUUUUAGACGAGGAAACGCCGUCGCAGUCGCUUUCCACAGGCGAGUCCGCCGCCGCAGGUUCUCCCGCUGAUCCCAGCACCUUUGGGCUUACCGCUGCGCCACCACUUCGACCGGGAGAGGAUACCGCCGGUAGCACUUCACCAGUCGAAGGUUCGCCCCACAGCAGUACCGCGUCCUCGGUGGCAAUGUCCCCGUCUUCAGACACCCAGCCAAGUGCUCACGGCGCCAUCCUACAACCAGAAGGUUCCCCUGCCGCGGAAGCCGCGAGCAAAAAGAGUGUACUAUUCAAGUACAUAGUGGGCGAGCCGGGCACCAAGGGAUCCUAUAUGCUCUUGGGUAGCCAGGUUUCCAAUUUGCAGGGAAGGCCAGCUUUGAUUCUCCUCUCUACCCCUAUAUCAGGUAAAUCAGCGGCAGAUGUGAUUCCGCGUGAAGUAGACUUCACAACACAUCCCUUCUACCGGAUACCCGGAGCCUCACGCUACGCUUCCGUGAGGGGAAUAAAACUCACAUUCUGGCAGCCGCUUCGCCGGAAAAGGUUCUUUGACGGAAGAUUACUGCUGAGGAUUAGAGAACUUAUGAAGCAGCCCGUGCUGGACUCAGACGGCCUAGAACGUCUAAUGCGAAAUCUUGAGGAGCUCGUCGAUCAUGCGGUGCAUCGUGAAAAGGAGGACAUCAGCGGUUUGAAACCCAGAUUGGUCGUGGAGAGACUUGCAUUUGCCUUGCUGGUGACGGAUGCGCUAUUUGCGGCCAGCGAAGUACUAGGCCCAGCCGCCAGGCGCUCAGAAUGCAAAAUAUUCUUUUCGCUCGACUCUUGCAGAGCGCUUUAG